UAUGAGGUGUAUACCAUUACUAUUCCCCUUUUACUGGUGAGAAAGUGGAGAUUUAAAAAGUUCAAUAAUCUGCUUAAAGUUCCAUAGGUAGUUAAGUGGAAACCAAAAUAUAAUCAAGACAAGGAAUUAGAAUUGGAUGGUUAAGGAUCCAGGCUAAGAGAACACUCACAUUCGGCUUCUCAGGGGAGGUCUUUCCAAUGAGAUUACAUCACCCAGAGUCUAUUGGUCAAGUCUCCUCUAAAGGAUAGUUCUCAGAAAACCUGGGACUACCUAAUUUCAAGGCUUCAUAGCUCAUUCUCCGACUUACCAGGAAGGAUAUAUCAUUCACAUUGUUCCCAAGUAUCUUAUGCAAUAGGACCAAUAGAACUUUCUGUGAUGGUGAAAUAUUCUAGAUCUACGUUGUCCAAUGCGGUUGCUACUGUCCACAUAUUAACACUUAAGAUAAGACGAGCGUAACUGAGGAAUUGAUUCCAAUUUAAUUUAAUUAAUUUUAAUUUAAGUAGCCAUAUAUGACUAGUGGCUACUAUUUCAGUGCACAGAACAGCAGGGGGAUAAUGUGUUUUUAGAAAAAAAAUAACAUGAGGCAGUUGGUCAUCACUGAGAAAGAAGCAAAGGGAUCCAACCAGUCUUAUUAUGAGAAUAUCGUGUGUGAAUGUCACUCAGCAACAGCUGUUUCCCCGAUCAGCUAAACUGUCCUACUCAUUUCCUUGUUAGUAUAGCAGUUUCUGAGGACAAGAAGCCCAUUUGUUUGAGCAGUUAAAAAGUCAGUAGAGAAUUAUUAAAAUUGAAAACUCAGAGAUAAUUUGUCCUGGUUAAAUCCUUUGGGUAGCUCUUCCACCCAGGAUCCUCUCAAGGCAAGGAUAGUUCUGGGGUUGUGAGGAGAGGAGAAUGAAAUCAGAAGUAGACUGAGGAGUGAGAAUAGCUUUGCAAAUGGUAAGUGAUUUGGCAAGCUGAACUGAAACAUACCCAUGCACUAUCACUCUUUUCCCCUUUCUUGGCAACUAGGGCAAGUGUGCCUCAGUUUUUCAACCACGGGGUUUUGACUCAGAAGACCUGGGGUAAAGUCCUAACUUCAUCCCUCACUAACUGCAUGACUUUAGAUAAAUCACUGAAUGUCACUGCCUUGUAGAGUCUGUAAAAUAGGGUAGAAGAUAGUGGGCCUCAGAUGUAAUACCUUCCUCAGAGGAUGUGAGAAGGAUCAAAUGAGGUAAUGCAUGUGGAACCACUUUGUAAACACGUGAAAGCUGUUGAAAUGUCUUGGCAAUGAUUACUGCAUUUGUACAGAUCACUAUUGCCUUUGAAACAGCUUUCAUAUUUAUUGCGUUUUUAUCUUCACAACAAGUCUAUGAGGGAAGUAGGGCAGGAAUUAUUAUCUAUGUUUUACCAUCUGUUGAUGUAGACAAAUGAGGCCCAGAGAAGCUGAGAGACUGGCCUAAGGUUAUACAGGGUGUCUGAUUGCAUUAAAUGUGAGCUUAACCCUAGUCCUACCAAUUCCUAUUCUAGAGCCCUCUCUUCCAAAAAAUAAGCAACAGUCACAAGCUUGAUAUCCACCAGUUGUGCUGUAGAAACUAUUUCUACUCAGUAAGCAAGCCACCCUACAACCUGAGUCCAAAGAUGAAGAAUCAUAACAUCAAUGUAAUGAUGGUGGGUAUCCACCCACUGUGCUAAGCAUUUCAUCAAUAUUAUCUUCUUUAAUCCUCAUACUAACUCUAUGAGAUUUUAUGGUUAUAAGUCCCACUUUAUAGAUGAGGAAAUGGAGGCAGAAAAUGGUUCAGGAAUUGGUUCAUGGUCCAUGGAGCUAGUGAGUACCAAGGGAGUCUGGAUAUAUUAGUUUCCUAAGGAUGCUUUAAUGAAGUCCCAAACUGGGUGGAUUAAACAACAGAAAUGGAUUGUUUCACUAUUCCUAAGGCUAAAAGUCCAAAAUCAAGGUGUUGGCAGGGUUGAUUCUUUCUGGAGGCUGUGAGGGAAGGGUGUGUUCCUGGUUUCUCUCCUUGGCUUGUAGAUCCCUGUGUCUCUUCAUACUGUCUCUGUGUCUAAAUUUCCCAUUUAUAUAAGGACAUCAGUUAUAUGGGAUAAGGGAUCACCUUCAUGAUUGCAUUUUAACUUGAUUACCUCUAUAAAAACCCUCUCUCCAAAUAAUGUCACAUGAUGAGUUUAGGACUUCAACAUACCAAUUUUGUAGGGGGUGGGGGUGGGACACAAUUCCACCAAUAACACUGGAUAUAAACCCAGAUCAAUUGGCCUUAUACUGUUAAGCAUUAUGCUUUAUUGUUUCCUGACAUCAUAAAAUUAAAUUAUUCUGUAGUCUUUUGAUAGGAACAAAUGUCAAGACCUAGAGCAUGGCAAUUGAUCCCAAAUCCACUUUUAGGGCCACUGACCAGAAAUCUAUUCUACAUAUUAAGUUCUGAAACUGGAAAGUACUCCCCAAAAUUAAGCUAAGAGACUGGUUUCCAGUUUACUAGGCAACUUGGCAUCGAGGACUUUUCUCAUAAACAUUUACAAAUAUUCUGCUCUGUAAUGAAGUUAAUCAGUAAACCAUACAACCUCUGGCCUCUGUCACUCCUUACCUGGUCUCAUUUUCAGUUGCUGUGAAUAAGCUAAGAAUGGUAAUGCAGUUUCAGGGGUUAGAAUAUCCAAUUCAAAGUAGUCCUCGCCAUAGCCACACAUCAUCAGGAUUUGUCAUGGAAAUGAUGAGCAUGAAGCCUGAUAAAGGUGUACUAACAGAACAAGCAGCAGGUCCUUUGGGACAGAAUCUAGAAGUGGAACCAUACUCACAAUACAACAAUGUUCCAUUUCCCCAAGUUCAACCACAGAUUUCCUCAUCGUCCUAUUAUUCCAACCUGGGUUUCUACCCCCAGCAGCCUGAAGAGUGGUAUUCUCCUGGAAUAUAUGAACUCAGGCGAAUGCCAGCUGAGACUCUUUACCAGGGAGAGAUUGAGGUAGCAGAGAUUCCUGUAACAAAAAAGGCUCGAAUGGGUACAACAACGGGGAGAAUAAAAGGGGAUGAAUUAUGUGUUGUUUGUGGAGACAGAGCAUCUGGAUACCAUUAUAAUGCGCUGACCUGUGAGGGGUGCAAAGGUUUCUUCAGGAGAAGCAUUACCAAAAAUGCCGUGUACAAGUGUAAAAAUGGGGGCAACUGUGUGAUGGACAUGUACAUGCGAAGAAAGUGCCAAGAGUGUCGCCUAAGGAAAUGCAAAGAGAUGGGAAUGUUGGCUGAAUGUAUGUAUACAGGCUUGUUAACUGAAAUUCAGUGUAAAUCUAAACGGCUAAGAAAAAAUGUGAAGCAGCAUGCAGAUCAGACCAUUAAUGAAGACAGUGAAGGUCGAGAUUUGCGACAAGUGACCUCGACGACUAAGUCAUGCAGGGAGAAAACUGAACUCACCCCAGAUCAACAGAAUCUUCUUCAUUAUAUUAUGGAUUCAUAUAGCAAACAGAGGAUGCCUCAGGAAAUAACAAAUAAAAUUUUAAAAGAAGAAUUCAGUGCAGAAGAAAAUUUUCUCAUUUUAACUGAAAUGGCUACCAGUCAUGUACAGAUUCUCGUAGAAUUCACAAAAAAACUUCCAGGAUUUCAGACUUUGGACCAUGAAGAUCAAAUUGCUUUGCUGAAAGGGUCUGCAGUAGAAGCUAUGUUCCUCCGUUCAGCUGAGAUUUUCAAUAAGAAGCUUCCAGCUGGACAUGCUGACCUAUUGGAAGAAAGAAUUCGGAGGAGUGGUAUCUCUGAUGAGUAUAUAACACCUAUGUUUAGUUUUUAUAAAAGUGUUGCAGAAUUGAAAAUGACUCAAGAAGAGUAUGCUCUGCUUACAGCAAUUGUUAUCCUCUCUCCAGACAGACAAUACAUAAAGGACAGAGAGGCAGUAGAGAAGCUUCAGGAACCACUGCUUGAUGUGCUACAAAAGCUGUGCAAGAUUUAUCAGCCUGAAAAUCCUCAACACUUUGCCUGUCUCCUGGGUCGACUGACUGAGUUGCGGACAUUCAAUCAUCACCAUGCCGAGAUGCUGAUGUCUUGGAGAGUAAAUGACCACAAAUUUACCCCACUUCUCUGUGAAAUCUGGGAUGUGCAGUGAUGAGCAUUGCAGGAGCAACAGCAUCUAGUGAUUUAUUUUCCUUAUAAUAUAAAUCUGAUGUAUAACUUUCUUUUAUUUCAUUUGUACCUGGUUUCACACAAGAAUUUUGAUGAAUAUUUAUGCAGUAAUUAUGUAACUUCUACCAUUGUAAAUAUGAAGCUAGAUAGGAUUACUUUCUUUACAUUGUAUUUUACAUGGCUUCAGGGAUUCUUUCACUCUAAGUGGCAUGCCCUGUUUGCCUAAUCAAACUGAUCAUUCUUCACUUCUAUCUUUUGAAAUAGGGAAAAUUUCAUUUUGCUCUUUAUCUUACCUUGUUGCAUAUAUUUUAUAAAAGAGUUGUGUUCAAUUUUGGCAAUAAACUCAGCAUAAUGGCAA
This is a messenger RNA of Felis catus (domestic cat), 4439 nucleotides long. RefSeq names its product nuclear receptor subfamily 1 group H member 4 (gene NR1H4). The transcript is spliced from 9 exons. The coding region runs from base 2604 to 4064 and encodes 486 amino acids. The record is from RefSeq and is a predicted model, not a curated record. NCBI's taxonomy places the organism in Eukaryota, Metazoa, Chordata, Mammalia, Carnivora, Felidae. Gene Ontology annotation, biological process: negative regulation of inflammatory response; negative regulation of transcription by RNA polymerase II; positive regulation of transcription by RNA polymerase II. Gene Ontology annotation, molecular function: zinc ion binding; nuclear receptor activity; RNA polymerase II cis-regulatory region sequence-specific DNA binding.